AUGGCCUCAGGGGAGGUUAACUCUGUGGUGCUGAGUGGACAGGGCCUCGGGGCAGGUCGACCCCCCCACCCCUCACCCUACUACCAGGUCGACCCCCCCACCCCUCACCCUACUACCAGGUCGACCCCCCACCCCUCACCCUACUACCAGGUCGACCCCCCCACCCCUCACCCUACUACCAGGUCGACCCCCCCACCCCUCACCCUACUACCAGGUCGACCCCCCACCCCUCACCCUACUACCAGGUCGACCCCCCACCCCUCACCCCCAACCCUACUACCAGGUCGACCCCCCACCCCUCACCCUACUACCAGGUCGACCCCCCCACCCCUCACCCUACUACCAGGUCGACCCCCCACCCCUCACCCUACUACCAGGUCGACCCCCCACCCCUCACCCUACUACCAGGUCGACCCCCCACCCCUCACCCUACUACCAGGUCGACCCCCCACCCCUCACCCUACUACCAGGUCGACCCCCCACCCCUCAACCUACUACCAGGUCGACCCCCCACCCCUCACCCUACUACCAGGUCGACCACCCACCCCCCCACCCCUCACCCUACUACCAGGUCGACCCCCCACCCCUCACCCUACUACCAGGUCGACCCCCCACCCCUCACCCUACUACCAGAUCGACCCCCCACCCCUCACCCUACUACCAGGUCGACCCCCCACCCCUCACCCUACUACCAGGUCGACCCCCCACCCCUCACCCUACUACCAGGUCGACCCCCCACCCCUCACCCUACUACCAGGUCGACCCCCCACCCCUCACCCUACUACCAGGUCGACCCCCCACCCCUCACCCUACUACCAGGUCGACCCCGCACCCCUCACCCUACUACCAGGUCGACCCCCCACCCCUCACCCUACUACCAGGUCGACCCCCCACCCCUCACCCUACUACCAGGUCGACCCCCCACCCCUCACCCUACUACCAGGUCGACCCCCCACCCCUCACCCUACUACCAGGUCGACCCCCCACCCCUCACCCUACUACCAGGUCGACCCCCCCCACCCCUCACCCUACUACAAGGUCGACCCCCCACCCCUCACCCUACUACCAGGUCGACCCCCCACCCCUCACCCUACUACCAGGUCGACCCCCCACCCCUCACCCUACUACCAGGUCGACCCCCCACCCCUCACCCUACUACCAGGUCGACCCCCCACCCCUCACCCUACUACCAGGUCGACCCCCCCCACUCCUCACCCUACUACCAGGUCGACCCCCCACCCCUCACCCUACUACCAGGUCGACCCCCCACCCCUCACCCUACUACCAGGUCGACCCCCCACCCCUCACCCCCAACCCUACUACCAGGUCGACCCCCACCCCUCACCCUACUACCAGGUCGACCCCCCACCCCUCACCCCCAAUUCUACUACCAGGUCGAACCCCCCACCCCUCACCCCCAACCCUACUACCAGGUCGACCCCCCCACCCCUCACCCCCCACCCCCAACCCUACUACCAGGUCAACCCCCCUCACCCCCCAUCCUACUACCAGGUCGACCCCCCCACCCCUCACCCCCAACCCUACUACCAGGUCGACCCCCCCACCCCCCCCACCCCUCACCCCCCAUCCUACUACCAGGUCGACCCCUCACCCCCAACCCUACUACCAGGUCGACCCCCCCUCACCCCCCAACCCUACUACCAGGUCAACCCCCCUCACCCCCCAUCCUACUACCAGGUCGACCCCCCACUCCUCACCCCCAACCCUACUACCAGGUCGACCCCCCCCACCCCCCCACCCCUCACCCUCAACCCUACUACCAGGUCGACCCCCCACUCCUCACCCCCAACCCUACUACCAGGUCGACCCCCCCACCCCCCCACCCCUCACCCUCAACCCUACUACCAGGUCGACCCCCCACCCCUCACCCCCAAUUCUACUACCAGGUCGACCCCCCCACCCCUCACCCCCAACCCUACUACCAGGUCGACCCCCCUCACCCCCCAACCCUACUACCAGGUCGACCCCCCUCACCCCCCAUCCUACUACCAGGUCGACCCCCCACCCCUCACCCCCAACCCUACUACCAGGUCGACCCCCCCACCCCCCACCCCUCACGCCCAACCCUACUACCAGGUUGACCCCCCUCACCCCCCAUCCUACUAUCAGGUUGACCCCCCCACCCCUCACCCCCAAUCCUACUACCAGGUCGACCCCCCUCACCCCUCAUCCUACUACCAGGUCGACCCCCCACCCCUCAUCCCCAAUCCUACUACCAGGUCGACCCCUCACCCCCCACCCCUCUCACAGAUUUAA
This is a messenger RNA of Oncorhynchus kisutch (coho salmon), 2277 nucleotides long. RefSeq names its product extensin-like. Bases 1 to 2277 code for a protein of 758 amino acids. The record is from RefSeq and is a predicted model, not a curated record. Lineage: Eukaryota; Metazoa; Chordata; Actinopteri; Salmoniformes; Salmonidae. The transcript has 3 exons.